Lactuca virosa is the source of this 1005-nucleotide messenger RNA. The record is from the annotation of a GenBank genome assembly. Lineage: Eukaryota; Viridiplantae; Streptophyta; Magnoliopsida; Asterales; Asteraceae.
AUGCCCAAAUAUCUUGGUAACCUCUGUAGUUUGGAACGGUUGGAAUUCAAUAACAACUCUGCUGUCGUCAAAUUUCCUGAUUUUCUCCACAACUUGUCUGGAUGUGCAGCACUUACAUUACAAGGGUUGUUUGCUCGAGAAAACAAAUUUACAGGGUCGUUGUCCGAUGAGAUCCAAAAGUUUUCAUCCCUAAAAUACUUGUACCUGUCUCGCAAUCACUUAAAUGGAAGUAUAAGUGAGAAAUUAUGGGAUCUACCCAGGCUUGAAUACCUUGACCUUUCUUUUAAUAAUCUUACAGUUCCUUCCCCGUAUCACUUGUCAAACCUUUCAAAUUUACAACUUGUUGAUCUGAGGUCUUGUAAGCUGGUAGGACCUCGCUUCCCCAAAUGGAUCCAGAAACUCAAAAAUGUUACCCGUCUUGAUCUUUCCAAUACAGGAAUUUCAGACACAACUCCUCUGGAGUUUUGGGACAUGUCGCCUUCUUUUUUAGGAAAUCUGAAUCUCUCAUCCAAUGACAUUAGCGGGACAGUACCGGAUUUAUCAUCAAAUUUUGCCAACGAUUCAGAGAUAGAUUUGAGUUCCAACAGGUUUUCUGGUCCAAUACCAAAUGUUUCUUCCAGUUUGUCAUCAUUAAAUCUUUCCAGAAACAAUUUCACUGGAGGAAUCUCCUUUAUAUGCCAAAUUGUUGAUGGGUUCUUAUCAUUUCUUGACCUCUCUCAUAACUCAUUAAUCGGACAACUCCCGGACUGUUUAUGGCAUAUCAAACACCUAGAAGUUCUUAAUCUUGGACACAACAAUCUCUUUGGACGGAUUCCUCCCUCUGUUGGAUCUUUGAUAGAACUCAAGGUGUUAUAUUUAUACGAGAACGACUUCUCUGGGGAAUUGCCUUUGUCAUUAAAAAAUUGCACGAGUCUAAAGUCGUUGAAUUUGGGGGCCAACAAGUUUUCUCGUAAUGUUCCUGUCUGGAUUGGGGAAAAUUUAUCAGGUUGUAUGUUCUUAUCCUGA